This is a messenger RNA of Chinchilla lanigera (long-tailed chinchilla), 2981 nucleotides long. RefSeq names its product inter-alpha-trypsin inhibitor heavy chain family, member 4 (gene Itih4). Gene Ontology annotation, molecular function: serine-type endopeptidase inhibitor activity. Bases 50 to 2827 code for a protein of 925 amino acids. Lineage: Eukaryota; Metazoa; Chordata; Mammalia; Rodentia; Chinchillidae. The record is from RefSeq and is a predicted model, not a curated record. The transcript is spliced from 23 exons. Gene Ontology annotation, biological process: hyaluronan metabolic process.
CGCGUUUAUUCUCAGGUUCAGAGGUGGCCUGGCAGACUCUGGAACCAGAAUGAAGAUCUCAGACCAUGUCCACACCUGUAGCAGCAUCCUGGUCUUGACCUCACUGCUGCUGACUGUCCUCCAGACUGCCACUGCUCAAAAGAAUGGCAUCGACAUCUAUAGCCUCACUGUGGACUCCAAGGUCUCAUCCCGAUUUGCCCAUACGGUUGUCACCAGCCGGGUGGUCAACAGGGCCGAUACUGUGCGGGAGGCCAUCUUCCAGAUGGAGCUACCCAAGAAAGCCUUCAUCACGAACUUCUCCAUGAUCAUCGACGGUGUGACCUAUCCAGGGACUGUCAAGGAGAAGGCUAAGGCCCAGGAGCAGUACAGUGCGGCUGUGAGCAGAGGGGAGAGUGCCGGCCUCAUUAAGGCCACUGGGAGAAAGAUGGAGGAGUUUCACGUGUCAGUCAGUGUGGCUCCUGCUACCAAGGUCACUUUCGAGCUGGUGUAUGAGGAGCUACUCAGGCGGCAUCUGGGGGUGUAUGAGCUGCUGCUCAAAGUGCGGCCCCAGCAGCUGGUCAAGCAUCUGCAGAUGGACAUUCACAUCUUUGAGCCUCAGGGCAUCAACUUCCUGGAGACAGAGAGUGCCUUCAUGACCAAUGAGCUAGCCAAUGCCCUUACCGUCUCGCAGAACAAGACCAAGGCUCACAUCCAGUUCAAGCCAACGUUCUCCCAGCAGCAAAAGUCUCCAGGUCAGCAAGACACAGUCCUAGAUGGCAACUUCAUUGUCCGCUAUGAUGUGAACCGGACCGAAUCUGGGGGCUCCAUUCAGAUUGAGAAUGGCUACUUUGUGCACCACUUCGCCCCAGAAGGCCUGCCCACAAUACCCAAGAAUGUGGUCUUUGUCAUCGACAAGAGUGGUUCAAUGAGCGGCAAGAAAAUCCAGCAGACCCGGGAAGCCCUCAUCAAGAUCCUAAGUGACCUCAGCCCCAAAGACCAGUUCAACAUCAUUGUCUUCAGUGGGGAAGCAACCCAGUGGAAGCCGUCAUUGGUGCCAGCCUCAGAGGAGAAUGUGGGCAUGGCCAAGGGCUAUGCUGCCACCAUCCAGGCCAACGGAGGAACCAACAUCAACGAUGCGAUCCUAAUGGCUGUGCAGCUGCUGGAGAGCAGCAACCGGGCUGAGCUGCUGUCCGCUGGGAGCGUCUCCCUCAUCAUCCUGCUCACCGACGGCGAACCCACCGUGGGGGAGACCAAUCCCACAGAGAUCCAGAAGAACGUGAAGGGAGCCAUAGGCAAGCAGUAUAGCCUCUUCUGCCUCGGCUUUGGCUUCGACGUCAGCUACGCCUUCCUGGAGAAGCUGGCCCUGGACAACGGCGGGCUAGCGCGACGCAUCUAUGAGGACUCGGACUCUGCCCUGCAGCUCCAGGACUUCUACCAGGAGGUGGCCAAUCCGCUGCUGACAAACGUAGCCUUCAGGUACCCAAGCAGCACUGUGCACGAGGUUACACAGGACAGCUUCCGACUCCUCUUCAAGGGCUCAGAGAUGGUGGUAGCCGGGAAGCUCCACAAGCAGAACCUUGAUGUGCUCUCAGCCAGAGUCAGUGGGCAGAUGGACACGCAGAACAUCACCUUCCAGGUGGAGGCCAGUACAGCUGAGCAGGGGGAGUUGUUCCAGAGUCUCAAGUACAUCUUCCACAACUUCAUGGAGAGGCUCUGGGCACACUUGACCAUCCAGCAGCUGCUGGAGAAUGCUGUUUCAGCGUCAGAUGCCAAGUCUAAGGACCUCAAGACGCGAGCUCUGAAUUUGUCACUCCAGUACAACUUUGUCACUCCCCUCACCUCGAUGGUGGUCACCAAACCUGAAGGCCAGGAACAGUCUCAAGUUGCUAACAAGCCUGUGGAGGACGAUAAUAGACACAGGAAUAUCCACUUAGGAGGUCAUGGUCCCAGAUUUCGUACCACGGGAAGAGGACGGUCUAAAAAACCAGGAAUUUCUUACUUCCCUUUUGGAGCUGGAGCUCUUGGUGCCCCUGAGAGAUAUGGACAACCUGGACCACCUGAUUUUCUAUACAGAAUAUCUGCACUUCCUCCUCCUCCUUCCUUCCCACUGACAGACAUGCACCGCUUUCCUGCACUCGCGUCCCCUUCAAGGCCAUUGGUUCCCUCAGAUCCACAUCAAGGAGUGUGGUCUCAUCUCAAAAUGGAAAACAAAGAAACAGCUACAACAGCGCUACCUCCAGCUUCUUCUGUCCAGCCUCCUGCUGUCAUCCUGCUGCUGCCUGGGCCCCGCACGGACCGACUGUGUGUGGACAUCAGACACUCUCAGGGUCCCUUGGACCUACUUUUGGACCCUGGCCAAGGGCUUGAGGUGACUGGCCAGUACAACGCAGAGAGGGCUGGGUUCUCUUGGAUCAAGGUGACCUUUAAGAACCCCAAGCUGCAGGUUCAUGCAACCCCUGAACGUGUGGUGAUGACCCGGAACCGAAGAAGCUCUGCGUACAAGUGGAAGGAGACACUGUUCUCGGUGUUGCCUGGCCUGAAGGUGACCAUGGACAAGACGGGGCUCCUGCUGCUCAGUGACCCAAACAAAGUGACCAUCGGCCUGUCGUCCCAGAGCAGCCCUAAGAUGGGGCUUCUGCUCACUUUGCGCGACACUGACCGCUUCUCCAGCCACAUCAAAGGGACCCUCGGCCAGUUUUUCCAGGACAUGGUCGGGGAGCCACCAGCAGCUGCGGAUGACACCAGACGCGUGCUGAGGGUUCAGGGGAAGGACUACGCUGCCACCAGAGAGCUCAAGUUGGAUUACCAAGAAGGAGCAGAGAUUUCCUGCUGGUCGGUGGAGCUGUAGCUCAGAUAAGAGGAGCCCGUGCCUCCCCCUGCUGCCCUGUUGGGUGCAGGUGGCUGCCUCGCUGUGGCUGCAGGGUCACCGUGGGGCCUGGAUCCCAAUGGGAAGGGGGGUUCCCACUUGUUACAAAUAAAGGAAAAUGGUGCGAGCCUAGGAA